Messenger RNA from Arachis ipaensis, 1516 nucleotides. The record is from RefSeq and is a predicted model, not a curated record. Lineage: Eukaryota; Viridiplantae; Streptophyta; Magnoliopsida; Fabales; Fabaceae.
CAUGCAGGGUAAUGGGGACAAGUUAUGAAGUUAUAGUGCAAAAUGAUGAAAAAUUGGAGAUUUCAUUUACCAAAACAUGGGAUCGAUCAUCCAUGGAGGAAAAGCAGUCUCCUCUAAAUAUUGACAUUAGAUAUGUGAUGCUACGCAAUUCCUCUGGCUUGUAUUGUUAUAGCAUCUUUGAACACCGAAAAGAAUGGCCUGCUUUCAACGUUCCCCAAAUCAGAAUGGUCUUUAAGCUUCGAAAAGAUAAGUUUAAUUAUAUGGCUAUAGCGGAUAAUAAGCAAAGGCUAAUGGCUCUUCCAGAUGACCGGUUACCGACAAGAGGAAGAACACUUGUUCCACCUGAAGCUGUAUUGCUUGUUGAUCCUAUUGAACCACAGUUCAAGGGAGAGGUGGAUGACAAGUAUCAAUACUCAAGCAAUAACAAAGAUAUUAAGGUGCAUGGAUGGAUAAGCUCCAAAUCUGAAACUAAUCCUGCAAUGGGGUUUUGGGUAAUUAUACCUACCAAUGAGUUCCAAUCAGGUGGCCCUCUUAAACAGAACCUCACCUCUCAUGUUGGACCUAUUAGUCUCGCAAUGUUUCUGAGUUCGCAUUACGCAGGAGAGGAUGUUGUUAUGAGAGUCCAAAGAAAUGAGUCAUGGAAAAAGGUUUUUGGGCCAAUCUUUGUUUAUCUUAACACUUCAUCAGAAAACCAACUCCAACCAUCACUAUGGAAUGAUGCCAAAGACCAGAUGAGCAAACAAGUUCAAAGCUGGCCCUAUGAUUUUCCAGCUUCAGGGGAUUUUCAUAAGUCUCACCAACGAGGCAGUGUUUAUGGCACAUUAAAAGUCCAAGACAGGUUCAUAAGUGAUCACCACAUAUUGGCAGAAGGUGCAUAUAUUGGUCUGGCACCACCAGGAGAACCUGGAUCCUGGCAAACAGAAUGCAAGGGAUAUCAAUUUUGGACUCAAACCAAUAAAAGAGGCUUUUUCUCUAUCAACAAUAUACACAGUGGGAAUUACAAUCUUUAUGCUUGGAUCCCUGGUUUCAUUGGAGAUUAUUGUAACAAUGUUGUCCUCACCAUCAAGCCAGGUUUUAUUUUUUGGAAGAGAGAUGAUGGCACUUACCAUGGAACAACAUGGCAAAUUAAGUUCAAGCUUCAUAAUGUUCAGAAAAAUGGAACUUAUAAACUGCGACUAGCACUUGCAGCCGUUAAUUUCUCCGAAUUACAGGUUAGAGUGAAUAAUCCAAAAGAAGAUCCACCGAUGUUUACAAGUGGGUUGAUUGGGAAGGACAACGCCAUAGCUAGACAUGGAAUUCAUGGACUCUAUAGACUAUACAACAUUGAUUUAUCAUCUCAUUUACUAGUCAAAGAUGAUAACAUCAUAUAUCUUACACAAACUAUAGCUAAUGGUCCCUUUCAAGGCAUAAUGUAUGAUUAUAUUCGUUUGGAGGGUCCUCCUUCUCAUAAAUAAAGAAUGUUAAUUUCAUAUUUUUGUUUGUUAAAUAUCAAUGAUUUCAUCUCAAAGUUUAUUUA